Messenger RNA from Nelumbo nucifera (sacred lotus), 1426 nucleotides. RefSeq names its product dihydroorotase, mitochondrial-like. Gene Ontology annotation, molecular function: dihydroorotase activity. The record is from RefSeq and is a predicted model, not a curated record. NCBI's taxonomy places the organism in Eukaryota, Viridiplantae, Streptophyta, Magnoliopsida, Proteales, Nelumbonaceae. Gene Ontology annotation, biological process: pyrimidine nucleotide biosynthetic process; 'de novo' pyrimidine nucleobase biosynthetic process. Gene Ontology annotation, cellular component: chloroplast; cytoplasm.
AAGUAAAAGGAUGGUUACUGCAGAGUGCAGAGUGAAGACGAGGCCCGACGUCUCUGCCACGCGAAGCUGAUUUCUUUGUUCCAUUCAAGCUCAAACCUUCUGAGGCAUCAAAGUGUCAUCUUGGAAAGGUUAAAGAGCCUUACAUUGUAAAAAAAAGAGUAAGGAUGGAGCUGUCAAUAGUACAGCCUGAUGACUGGCACCUUCAUCUUCGUGAUGGUGACCUUCUUGAAGCAGUUGUCACCCACAGUGCACUUCAUUUCAGGAGGGCAAUUGUGAUGCCAAAUCUGAAACCUCCUAUCACCACCACAGCUGCAGCUGUGGCUUAUCGAGAAUCCAUACUGAAAGCACUACCAGAAAACAGUCAUUUCACUCCUCUUAUGACACUCUAUUUAACAGAUAAGACCAGUCCUGAUGAGAUCAAGCUUGCCAGAAAAAGUGGGAUAGUUUUUGCUGUGAAGUUGUAUCCUGCUGGUGCUACUACAAAUUCUCAAGAUGGUGUUACUGAUCUUUUUGGGAAGUGCCUACCUGUUCUCGAGGAGAUGGUCCAGCAGAAUAUGCCAUUGCUGGUCCAUGGGGAAGUAACGGAUCCAGAAGUUGACAUAUUUGAUCGUGAAAAAGUCUUCAUUGAUACCAUUUUAAGACCAUUAAUUCAGAGGCUUCCACAGUUGAAAAUUGUAAUGGAGCAUAUAACUACUCUAGAUGCUGUUAGAUUUAUUGAAUCUUGUAGUGAAGGAUCUGUUGCUGCAACUGUGACACCACAGCAUCUCCUUCUCAAUAGGAAUGCUCUAUUUCAAGGAGGACUACAGCCACAUAAUUAUUGCCUUCCAGUAUUAAAGAGAGAGAUACACAGACAGGCUAUUGUAUCAGCAGUUACAAGCGGAAGUAAACGGUUUUUUCUUGGAACUGAUAGUGCUCCUCAUGAAAGACGACGAAAAGAAUGUCCUUGUGGAUGUGCAGGGAUAUAUAAUGCCCCUGUAGCCCUCUCACUUUAUACCAAAAUAUUUGAAGAGGCAAAUGCACUUGACAAACUAGAGGCUUUUACCAGCUUUAAUGGCCCAGACUUCUAUGGUCUUCCUAGGAACACAUCAAAAAUCAAAUUGAUCAAGAACCCAUGGAAGGUGCCAGAAUCCUAUACAUUUGCAUUCGGAGUCAUUAUUCCCAUGUUUGCAGGCAAAACUCUUGAAUGGUUGCCAUAUACUUCUAGUUGAUCAUCUCAUGCCAUUGAGAAUCUCUUCUCUUUUGUAAUCAUUCGACAAUUGGGGGAAAAGACUAGCAGCCAUCUUUUUGUUUCUAAAAUAAUAAUUUAGAUAUGUGAUUGCCUAUACCUGUGCUCUAGCUGCAAAUGGUUUUAAAAAUUACAUGAUAUUAUUGUCAAGAAAUAAUUGUUUGUUUCACACAUUUAGUUCUCCUAAAUUUGUUAGUUCAA